AUGAAGGACAUCAUCAUCAAUGAUAGAUACCGCGUUGACCGCAAAAUCGGCGAGGGAGGCGGCGGCCUUGUAUAUUCCGAGGAUCUGUUCAACUACUGCGGACGGAAGUUCUCACUCAAGACUGUCCUCCUCAUUGCUGAUCAGGCCAUCUCUCGGAUUGAAUACAUCCACUCCAAGGGCUUUCUUUACCGGGACAUCAAGCCGGAAAACUUUGUCAUGGGCGUCGGUCAGCAAGGCAAUACAUUGUACACGAUUGACUUCGGCCUGGCCAAGGAGUUUAGCCUGGCAGAGUUGCAUCGAAAGAACAGACUUUGGAUAUUGUAUGGCACCAGACGUUAUGCGAGUAUUAACAAUCAUAAUGGAAAAGGCUCCUUGCCGUGGCAGGGUAUGGAGGCUAAGCUAGAUGAAGAUGGGGAUGGGGAAGGCAUGAUUAGAGACAAGAAGAUGGGCCUCUCUGGGGAAGAGCUCUGCGAAGGAUUGCCAGGAGAGGUCGAAUUCGCCACGUUCAUCAACUACGCACGAUCUUUACGCUUCGAGGAUGAACCUGACUAUGCAUAUCUUCGUCAGCUUUUCAGCCGCCUAUUCCUCGCCGAAGGGUUCAAGUACGACAACGUGUUCGACUGGACCGAGAAGAGAUUCAACGAGAUCUAG
This is a messenger RNA of Scedosporium apiospermum, 651 nucleotides long. RefSeq lists its product as uncharacterized. Gene Ontology annotation, biological process: peptidyl-serine phosphorylation; signal transduction. The transcript is spliced from 4 exons. Gene Ontology annotation, cellular component: nucleus; cytoplasm. The record is from RefSeq and is a predicted model, not a curated record. The coding region runs from base 1 to 651 and encodes 216 amino acids. NCBI's taxonomy places the organism in Eukaryota, Fungi, Ascomycota, Sordariomycetes, Microascales, Microascaceae. Gene Ontology annotation, molecular function: ATP binding; protein serine/threonine kinase activity.